AUGACACCUAUUGCGUGCUCUUUUUAUCAAGUAGAGGGCUCACUUGAUCGUUGCCGCUUGUUCCCCUCUCCCCUCUCAUCCGUUCCCUCUCCCAUUGUUUCUUCCCCUCUUCGCCAGCUUCUAAUCGCCGCCGACGAUUGGUCAACCCAUUCCCAAGGCGUCCCAGGAGCCACACGGUACCGCAUUGCAAACCUUCCAAGCCAAACCGGCCCGGGCGUGUACGAGCUCGGGAUCCUGCCGAACCGGGUGGUUCGGCAGCAGCGGCGGCUGCAGGGGUUGCCGGUGCGGGUGGUGUAUGUGGGGCAUUCCGAGAGUGUGAGGGGCAGGAUGCAGCAGUACGGGCAGUCAGGGUCGCACCUGAAGGAGCUCUUUGAAGGGGUGUUUGCGGAAGACUAUGCUCUCACCUUCCGAUGGAUCUCUGCUGUGACAAAAGCAGAAGCGGCAGCCACCGAGACCCUCCUCCUCUCUUCCUUCGACUACGUUUGGAACGUCUCCAACAACCACCACCGCCGCCACGACCGCCUUUUGACCAAGCUGCAUGUCGGCCCGUCCUUCUCCCGCCGUGUCGCCGUUGCCUUCCCCUUCCUCCCCGUCGCUCGCCUCGUCACUCCUGUGGCUGUUGGGCCUGCAAUCCCUCUCGCCGCUGCUGCGGUUGCUCCCGUUCCUCCUUACUCACCUACUGCCCCCCGUGCUGCUUCUCCUGCUGCCGCAUCGCGUCCUGACGUUCUGUCUGCCACCAGCCAUGCUAAUUAUUCUGCUGCUAAGCCCCAGGACAGACAACCACAUGAUAAACCACCAGGCACGCCACCAGGCAGCAGUAGAAGGGCGAGAGCGGUGUGCCGAGCAUAA
Closterium sp. NIES-65 is the source of this 849-nucleotide messenger RNA. The record is from the annotation of a GenBank genome assembly. Lineage: Eukaryota; Viridiplantae; Streptophyta; Zygnematophyceae; Desmidiales; Closteriaceae.